This is a messenger RNA of Fusarium venenatum, 372 nucleotides long. RefSeq lists its product as uncharacterized. NCBI's taxonomy places the organism in Eukaryota, Fungi, Ascomycota, Sordariomycetes, Hypocreales, Nectriaceae. The record is from RefSeq and is a predicted model, not a curated record.
AUGGCGUUUUCAAGAUUGUUUCUUCAGCCUGUAGCUCGCAUGCCUUUUAGGCUUUGUCAACGACGUCUCGCGAGCACAAAGCCGAACCCAAAACAUGUCUAUUCAGAUGGUAACCUUGGCGGUCCUGGAGGUCAACAACCUCCACCUCAAGCACCAGGCGGCCCAGAAGUCCUCAAGAGGAAUUGGCCACCCAUCGCUGCAGCAGCUGGCGUACUAGCAGGAGGUUUUUGGAUCAUGCUUCCUAGGAAAGGAAAUCCACCCGAGAUGACGCUGCAGUCUUAUAAGGACCUGAAGGAUCUUGACAGCCCCGAGGGACUGAAGGAGCUCAGUGGACGAAAGCCGAAUUCGCUGGGUGGUUUCAGAGCUGACUGA